AUGUCCCUGUUAUGGGCAGCAAAUGCAGCACGAAGGAAAAAGGCUGUGUAUGUGGCAGGUUCGUCACGAUGGGUAGCCAAUGAAUUGAAUAAUCAGUUCAUGGAUUCAUUUCAUCUGAUUGAAGAAUUUUAUGAGAAUAUAAAUUCAGAUCAUGACAAUCUAACUAGUACAAUCAAUAAUAUAUACCUGGGAGCUUUUGACCUGGAUUCAAUCAGUUCAAUCAAAAGUCCCAUCAAAAAGAUAGUUCCAAAAUCCAGUAGCACUGCUAAUACACCAACAGCACCAACUAACAAUGAGGCCAAGCCAACAAAAUUGGAGUACCUGGAAUUGUCAUCUAUUCGAAAAAAUGAUAUUUCUGUCCUACUGCCAGUAAAUCAUUCCGUGGAAACACCAUCUAUAUCGAAUGUACUGGCCAAGCCUAAUGGCAUUGACGCCAAAGAAAAUGGACCUACGACUAAAUCCACCAACGACAACAGUAUUUAUGUUAGUGAUGGAAUUGAAGACUCGUUUCAAGCAAUUAGUAAAUCUAUAAGGAAAAGUAUCGCGGAACGCACCACAGGAGUAACUUUUGAUCAUAGGAGAGUUACUGGAAGCCCACCACCACCACCGACAGUAACAACUGAAAUGAAAACUAGCCAUACUUUAAAGACAACAACGAGUGUUGGUACAGCUAAAUCUGCUGAUCGUCUGACGUUAUCAAAACGAGGACGUAGCUCUAUGUUUGUUGCAUUGCCUCCUAGAGAGCCUAUUGUUAUUAAUUCGAGUUCGAGGUCCAGAAAAAGUACAUUAAAACCAAGAGCCACAGUGAAUCUACUCAAACCUGAAUCUGAACCUGAACCUGAACCUGAACCUGACUUGAAAGUAAAGCCCAAUUCCCCCAUCCAAAGAAACUCAAAUGCAACUACUAUGACCAACAAUGUGGAUCUAAUGGAUAAAUUUGCAAUCUCACCAGUUCAACUACCGACUACACGAAAAUUCUUCUACGAUACUCCACAACCUACGAGCAUUAUCAAUAAUUCCGUUCAUUUGAAAAUUGAUAAUAACGCAGAUAAAGAUGGUCAACAGGAGCACAUACAUAUUGUUAAAUCUGGUUCAUUAGAAGGAGAACUUCAGAAUACUCAACGACAAAAUACAAUAUCUCCUGCUGAGAAAAACUUAAAAACUACCCGCCAUAAUGUUGUACAAUCUGAAAAGUCCCCAAAUAACGAAGCAAUGGAUGUUGAUAAUCUUUGGGGUAAAAUAGGAAGAUACAGAUCACUUUCUCCUGUAAGAAAGCCACUGACAGGAGCGGUCAGUGCUACCAAAUCAGCGUCCACAAUGCAACCCCUAUCAAGAUCAAGGUCUAGAUCUAAAUCACCUACGAGAAGAGAAAGAACAAGGACUACAACCAAUUGGGGGUCUCCGACUCGCGGAAGAACUCUACAAAGAACGAGCCGGUCUCCAAGAAGAACAGCUAUCCUUGACGGAGAGCACGAAGUUGGACUUGUAAAUCGAUUAACUGCUCCUACAAGUUCUAGUGCUGCCAAAACAAAGCCUGUCAAUCGGAAAACCAUUGAAGGUAAGAAAGUUGAAAGAAAUAGAUUUUUGACUGCAACCUUGAUCCCCACUACCCAUGAGAAAAGUGGAGGUGUAUCAAAAUCAAAAGAUGGUUCUCCCACAAAACCUAGAAUUGAAUCACAUAAAUUUCCAAAGUUUGAACCAGGCGAUAUUCCUAAAUUGAAACUACCAGUAUCUGAGAAACGAAAUGAAACGACCAAAACAAAGUUUAUAAUAAAACCAUUAAACCGUAAAUCCGAGCUGGCGAAAGUUAAAGCACAUAUUCAAGCACAAACGGAAAAUGAAAUAAUUAACUCAAACAAUGGUAACAAACAUCAACAAGAAGGAACUGAAUCUGCUGCAGUACAUGCAGAAGAUCUUAGAGCUGAUAAACGUAUCAAAAGAGUCAAGACAGGAAAUGGUAUUGCAUUACCGGAUGCCGCCAGAAGAGUAUUGAAUAAGGAUAAUGCAAGCAAGAAACAUAUACAAGCAACACAUGUAACUCCUACUAGACCUACUUCUAAGAAAUAUCCAGACAUUUUGCCAGCAACACCAACUCAAAUAACACCUGGAAGUCUUCCGACAAUUUUAUCUGAUGAUGAUUUGGCUGUUUCAAAUAAAAAUGUGCUCCAAUCUUGGGCACAGACUCCGGUGCUUCGUCGAACAAUAAUGAACAGUAGAAGUGUUGAUCCAACAACUGUAUUUAGGAGUCACCCCAAGAUUGAUUUGAAGGAAACUUUUCAAAAUGAAGAAUCUGUUCAACGUGGCCAGCAGUCGCCAUUUCCCACCCCAAAUCCAAAGCAACGUGAGAAGGAAGCCAAAAGGUACACUCAACAAAUGGGCUAUAUUUCCUAG
Molecule: messenger RNA, 2391 nt
Organism: Candida tropicalis MYA-3404
Lineage: Eukaryota; Fungi; Ascomycota; Pichiomycetes; Serinales; Debaryomycetaceae
Exons: 1
Coding region: 1-2391 (796 amino acids)
Source: RefSeq, a predicted model, not a curated record